AUGGAACGUUUACAACAAAUUGCUUCUCAAACUACCGCUUCAGCUCAACCACCUCCAUUGGCUAAUCAUCCUUUGGAUCCAUUAUCAAUUCAAGAAAUUAAAGCGGUUGUUUCUAUUGUUAAGGAAAAUUAUUCAGGAAAAAACAUUUCAUUCAAUGUUGUUACUUUAAAAGAACCAUCAAGAAAAUCUUUUAUUGAAUGGAGAGAAAAAAAUGGUCCAAGACCUCCAAGAUUAGCAUUUUUUGUUAUUUUAGAAGCUGGUAAAGCUGGUGUUCAAGAAGGUGUUGUUGAUAUUGGUAAUUUAUAUUUAACUGGGUUAAAACAUGUUCAAGGUGUUCAACCAAUCUUAACUGUGGAAGAUUUAUGUGCUACUGAAUCAAUCAUUAGAAAAGAUCCAACAGUUAUUGAACAAUGUAGAUUAUCUGGUGUUCCAGCUGAUGAAAUGCAUAAAGUUUAUUGUGAUCCUUGGACUAUUGGUUAUGAUGAAAGAUGGGGUAAUUCAAGAAGAUUACAACAAGCUAUGAUGUAUUAUAGAGCUAAUGAAGAUGAUUCUCAAUAUUCUCAUCCUUUAGAUUUUGUUCCAAUUGUUGAUACUGAAACUCAUGAAGUUAUUUUCAUUGAUAUUCCAUCAAUUAGAAGACCUUUAUCAAAACAACCUCAUUCAAACUUCUAUCCUGCUGAUGUUGUUAAUAAAUAUGGUUAUAGAGAUCAUAAACCAAUUAAUGUUACUCAACCAGAAGGUGUUUCAUUCAAAAUGGAAGGUAAUGUUAUUGAAUGGGAAAAUUUCAACUUCCAUAUUGGUUUCAAUUAUAGAGAAGGUAUUGUUCUUUCAGAUAUUAAAUUUAAUGAUCAUGGUAAGAAUAGACCAAUUUUCCAUAGAAUGUCUCUUUCUGAAAUGAUUGUUCCUUAUGGUGAUCCAACUUUUAAACAUUUUAGAAAACAUGCCUUGGAUAUUGGUGAAUAUGGUGCUGGUUACAUGACUAAUCCUUUAUCUCUUGGUUGUGAUUGUAAAGGUGUUAUUCAUUAUUUAGAUGCUCAUUUUGCUGAAAGAUCUGGUGAUCCAAUCACUAUUAAAAAUGCUAUUUGUAUUCAUGAAGAAGAUGAUGGUAUCCUAUAUAAACAUUCAGAUUUUAGAGAUAAUUUUUCAACUUCAAUUGUUACAAGAGCUACAAGAUUAGUUAUUUCUCAAAUUUUCACUGCUGCAAAUUAUGAAUAUUGUAUUUAUUGGAAUUUCUUACAAGAUGGUUCAAUUAGAUUAGAUAUUAAAUUAACUGGUAUAUUGAACACUUAUGUUGCUAAUAAAGGUGAAAAAACUGGUCCUUAUGGUACUCAAGUUUAUCCACAUGUUAAUGCUCAUAAUCAUCAACAUUUAUUCUCUUUAAGAAUUGAUCCAAGAAUUGAUGGUGAUGGUAAUUCUGUUGCUUCUUCAGAUGUUGUUUCAGAUCCUCAUGAAUUAGGUUCUUUAGAAAAUCCUUAUGGUAAUGGUUGGUUUGGUAAAAAAACAAUUUAUAAAACCGUUGCAGAAUCUUUAACUCAUGCAAAUGCUGAAACUUCAAGAUCUUGGGAUAUUUUAAAUCCAAAUUCAAUUAAUCCUUAUAGUGGUAAUCCAGCUUCUUAUAAGAUUGUUUCAACUCAAACCCCAAGAUUAUUAGCUAAAGAAAAUUCAAUUCCUUCCAAGAGAGCACCAUGGGCUCGUCAUGCAAUGAAUGUUGUUAAAUAUGAUGAAGAUAGAUUAUAUCCAUCAGGUGUUUAUGUUCCACAAAGUUCAGGUGAUGGUCCAAUUGGUAUUAGAGGUUGGAUUGGUGAUGGUACUGAUAAGAUUGAAAAUACAGAUGUUAUUGUUUUCCAUACUUUUGGUAUUUCUCAUGUUCCUGCUCCAGAAGAUUUCCCAUUAAUGCCUGCAGAACCAAUUACAUUAUUAAUGAGACCAAGAAAUUUCUUUACACAAAAUCCUGCAUUAGAUAUUAAACCAAGUUAUGCAAUGACUACUUCUGGUGCUAAGAAAUUAAAUGGUGAAACUGAUGUUAGUUCUAUUUUGGAUAAAACUUCUAAAUUGGCUUUUUCAAAUACUUCAGCUUCUUUUGAAGGUUCUUGUUGUUCUAAGAAAUGA
Messenger RNA from Hansenula ciferrii, 2109 nucleotides. It is a transcript of the gene AMO1, whose product is annotated as primary-amine oxidase. Gene Ontology annotation, biological process: amine metabolic process. The coding region runs from base 1 to 2109 and encodes 702 amino acids. The record is from RefSeq and is a predicted model, not a curated record. Lineage: Eukaryota; Fungi; Ascomycota; Saccharomycetes; Phaffomycetales; Wickerhamomycetaceae. Gene Ontology annotation, molecular function: primary methylamine oxidase activity; quinone binding; copper ion binding. The transcript has a single exon.